Lachancea fermentati is the source of this 1266-nucleotide messenger RNA. Lineage: Eukaryota; Fungi; Ascomycota; Saccharomycetes; Saccharomycetales; Saccharomycetaceae. The record is from the annotation of a GenBank genome assembly.
AUGGCUUUUGAUCCCUCCAUAUUCCUCUCCUUACCGCUGGAUCUGAGGCAAAAUGUUUACUGGCAUCUUGAUGGACAAUUAACGAGGCUACAACCACCCUCGAAGUAUGAACUCUUCACUUCCUCGAGUGUGGACAGUUAUUAUAACAGCCAUGGAAAACAAUCAAAGCGAUCAUUAAAAAAAAAGUUCGAAGAAUAUAUCCAGAUUUUUGAUUAUUUGCCAGGAUUUGUGGAGACGUGGCUUGAAUACUCCAAAUGCCUACGUUUUGAUUGCAUUGUUCUCGAUUACUUACGAGUAAAUCUUGAGCUGGACUGCAGUUUCACUUCCUUCGAAUGGAUUCUGCUCAAUCAUGAAUGCCACAUUGCAAUGUUCAGUCCGAAAGGAGUUCUUCAGGUAUGGUAUAAUGCUAAAGAAUAUAGAGAAUGGGUUGAUCCAUCGUUUGUACCUAGUACAAAAUUGAACGCUGAACACCUCACUUCAAAUAGCUUGAAAGCUAUCAUCAAGGAGCUAGAUACACGAGAACAGAAAGAUUUGGUCAAAACGAUUGUUUUUUUCCAGGAGGAAGACAUCUAUGUUAAUAAAUCUUUAAGCCCUAUCAUAUUAAGUAUACUCUCGGUGAUGGAUUCACUGAGGGGAUUAAACAGAAUUAAAGUAAUGGGUGAGCACUUAUUUGGGCGGUUGGUGAAUCUUCAGGGCGCAAGAGACUAUCCUGGGCAAUCUAUUAGCUAUAUCGUCAGGAAACGAGUUCAAAUCAUGGAAGUCAAUCAAGGCCUGUCGGUUGGUGGUGGAAACCAAGUUGCCGACUUUAGUCGAUGGGAAAACCUAACGAAGCUGACGAUAAGUGAGAUUAAUGACGUGGAUCUUAAAAAUGUUCUGUUACCUAAAUCAUGCAAAUGGAUCGUGUUCAGAAAUUUACGCAAGCUCGGGUGGUGGGAUCAGACCAAUAUGUUGCACUUGAUAGACGAAAAAUGGAUUCUGAAGAGUAGGCGGGAUGCAGCAAAGUCAGUACAGCAACUAGGAUCAUCUUACGAUUCUCAAAUUUACGAUGAGAAUGAAACCCUAAGAUUGGUGGAUGUUUCAUUAGCAGACAGAGAUAUUUUACUCAAAUGUAAAGCAAUUUUAUGGGAUACGUAUGGUUCGUUAAACUACAUUCAGCUAAUAGAUGUGGCAAGCGUGGAGGGAGAUAUCUAUAUUCCCCGCACUUUGUAUUGCAACAAAAGAAUGGAUAUAUUCAGAACUCCUAUCUACUCACUGACUCUCAUAUGA